CUAAAGAAAUGUCAAAUCUUCAAUUUGUCAUUCUGUUUUGCUUAAUACUUAACGUAAAUCUUCAACAAUAUAAUUAUCCCAAACUCAGUCGUGGCUUAAGUGACAGGAACUGUGGAGCAAAAACCUCUUGGUUUUUGUGUGACUACGAAUCAUAUGGAAUCAAACCAGCUUUUGAGAACUCGAUAUGCAUACAAAGCGGUACGACGAGCUGUGUCUCAACAUUUUUGUUGAAUUUUUCACGCGGUCAUCUCAGUUUAUCCGCCUAUCUCAGACUGGAUUCAGAUAAAAGUGGUUUGAUAAUUACUAUAUUUGAUCAAUAUGAUACUUCGAGAGUUACUUAUGACUACAAUAAGUUCAAUGACGGAUAUAAUGAUGGGUGGAAUACAAUUGUGCUAAAUAUUGAUGAGGAAUUCGUUGGAUACAUUAACUUCUUAGGUCUAAGCAAUAAUGAUGACGUUAUCUUACUAGACCCUUUUGGGUUAACUGAUGUGAAACUAAAUUCUGGUCAAAAUGCAAUUAUAACGAAACAAGACACGGUAGUUCAAGCUGAAUCAAAAACUCAUUAUAAAGUUAAACGUGAUACCGUAGACUUAUCAAAGCAAAAUCCUAUUAAAAAAACUGACAGUUUUUUGGAAGAAUUACAAAUAAAAGAUCUGAAUGUAAAUCCUGAUAAAUCAAAUCCUGAACUCCAACUUGAGUCUGAAUCGGAACCUGAAUCACAGCUGGAGCUGGAUUCCGAGUCUGAACCAGAGCCGGAAUCUGAACCAGAACCUGAAACACAGCCUGAGCCUCAACCAAAACCUGAACCACAGGCAGAUACCGAACCUGAACCUGAACCUCAGCCUCAGCCAGAGCCUAAACCAGAACCCGAAUCUCAGCCUGAGCCUGAACCAGAACCUGAACCUCAGCCAGAGCCGGAGCCUGAACCUCAGCCAGAGCCUGAACCAGAACCUCAGCCAGAGCCUGAACCUCAGCCAGAGCCUGAACCAGAACCUGAACCUCAGCCAGAGCCUGAGCCUGAACCGGAACCACAACCUGAACCGGAACCCGAGCCACAACCUCAGCCAGAGCCUGAGCCUGAACCUCAGCCUGAGCCCGAACCAGAACCCGAACCUCAGCCAGAGCCUGAGCCUGAACCGGAACCACAACCUGAAACGGAACCCGAGCCACAACCUGAACCUGAACCACAGCCAGAGCCGGAACCUGAAUCCGAACCUCAGCCAGAGCCUGAGCCUGAACCGGAACCACAACCUGAACCGGAACCCGAGCCACAACCAGAACCCGAACCUCAGCCAGAGCCUGAGCCUCAACCGGAACCACAACCUGAACCGGAACCCGAGCCACAACCUGAACCUGAACCACAGCCAGAGCCGGAACCUGAACCCGAACCUCAGCCAGAGCUUGAGCCUGAAACUCAGCCUGAGCCAGAACCAGAACCCGAACCUCAGCCUGAGCCAGAGCCUGAACCUCAGCCUGAGCCUGAACCUGAACCACAGCCAGAGCCUGAGCCAGAGCCGGAGCCUGAACCUCAGCCUGAGCCUGAACCAGAACCCGAACCUCAGCCAGAGCCUGAACCUCAGCCAGAGCCUGAGCCGGAACCAGAACCUCAGCCAGAGCCUGAGCCUGAACCGGAACCACAACCUGAAACGGAACCCGAGCCAGAACCUGAACCCGAACCUCAGCCUGAGCCUGAACCAGAACCCGAACCUCAGCCAGAGCCUGAACCUCAGCCAGAGCCUGAGCCGGAACCAGAACCCGAACCUCAGCCAGAGCCGGAGCCUGAACCUCAGCCUGAGCCUGAACCAGAACCCGAACCUCAGCCAGAGCCUGAGCCUCAACCGGAACCACAACCUGAACCGGAACCCGAGCCACAACCUGAACCUGAACCACAGCCAGAGCCGGAACCUGAACCCGAACCUCAGCCAGAGCCUGAGCCUGAACCUCAGCCUGAGCCAGAGCCUGAACCUGAACCACAGCCAGAGCCUGAGCCAGAGCCGGAGCCUGAACCUCAGCCUGAGCCUGAACCAGAACCCGAACCUCAGCCAGAGCCUGAACCUCAGCCAGAGCCUGAGCCGGAACCAGAACCUCAGCCAGAGCCUGAGCCUGAACCGGAACCACAACCUGAACCGGAACCCGAGCCACAACCUGAACCUGAACCACAGCCUGAGCCAGAACCUGAACCCGAACCUCAGCCUGAGCCUGAACCAGAACCCGAACCACAGCCAGAGCCUGAGCCUGAACCGGAACCACAACCUGAACCGGAACCCGAGCCACAACCUGAACCUGAACCACAGCCUGAGCCAGAACCUGAACCCGAACCUCAGCCUGAGCCUGAACCUGAACCCGAACCUCAGCCAGAGCCUGAGCCUCAGCCAGAGCCUGAGCCGGAACCAGAACCCGAACCUCAGCCAGAGCCGGAGCCUGAACCUCAGCCUGAGCCUGAACCAGAACCCGAACCUCAGCCAGAGCCUGAACCUCAGCCAGAGCCUGAGCCGGAACCAGAACCUCAGCCAGAGCCUGAGCCUGAACCGGAACCACAACCUGAACCGGAACCCGAGCCACAACCUGAACCUGAACCACAGCCUGAGCCAGAACCAGAACCCGAACCUCAGCCAGAGCCGAAGCCUGAACCACAGCCUGAACCUGAACCAGAACCCGAACCUCAGCCUGAGCCUGAACCAGAACCCGAACCACAGCCAGAGCCUGAGCCUGAACCGGAACCACAACCUGAACCGGAACCCGAGCCACAACCUGAACCUGAACCACAGCCUGAGCCAGAACCUGAACCCGAACCUCAGCCUGAGCCUGAACCAGAACCCGAACCUCAGCCAGAGCCUGAGCCUGAACCGGAACCACAACCUGAACCGGAACCCGAGCCAAAACCUGAACCUGAACCACAGCCAGAGCCGGAACCUGAACCCGAACCUCAGCCGGAGCCUGAGCCUGAACCGGAACCACAACCUGAACCGGAACCCGAGCCACAACCUGAACCUGAACCACAGCCUGAGCCAGAACCUGAACCCGAACCUCAGCCUGAGCCGGAACCUGAACCCGAACCUCAGCCGGAGCCUGAGCCUGAACCGGAACCACAACCUGAACCGGAACCCGAGCCACAACCUGAACCUGAACCACAGCCAGAGCCGGAACCUGAACCCGAACCUCAGCCGGAGCCUGAGCCUGAACCGGAACCACAACCUGAACCGGAACCCGAGCCACAACCUGAACCUGAACCACAGCCAGAGCCGGAACCUGAACCCGAACCUCAGCCAGAGCCUGAGCCUGAACCGGAACCCGAGCCACAACCUCAGCCAGAGCCUGAGCCGGAACCACAACCUGAACCGGAACCCGAGCCACAACCUGAACCUGAACCACAGCCUGAGCCAAAACCUGAACCCGAACCUCAGCCUGAGCCUGAACCAGAACCCGAACCUCAGCCAGAGCCUGAGCCUGAACCGGAACCACAACCUGAACCGGAACCCGAGCCAAAACCUGAACCUGAACCACAGCCAGAGCCGGAACCUGAACCCGAACCUCAGCCGGAGCCUGAACCGGAACCAGAACCCGAACCUCAGCCAGAGCCGGAACCUGAACCCGAACCUCAGCCGGAGCCUGAGCCUGAACCGGAACCACAACCUGAACCGGAACCCGAGCCACAACCUGAACCUGAACCACAGCCUGAGCCGGAACCUGAACCCGAACCUCAGCCAGAGCCUGAGCCUGAACCGGAACCACAACCUGAACCGGAACCCGAGCCACAACCUGAACCUGAACCACAGCCAGAGCCGGAACCUGAACCCGAACCUCAGCCAGAGCCAGAGCCUGAACCUCAGCCUGAGCCUGAACCUGAACCUCAGCCAGAGCCGGAGCCUGAACCUCAGCCUGAGCCAGAACCAGAACCCGAACCUCAGCCAGUGCCUGAACCUCAGCCAGAGCCUGAGCCGGAACCAGAACCCGAACCUCAGCCAGAGCCGGAGCCUGAACCUCAGCCUGAGCCUGAACCAGAACCCGAACCUCAGCCAGAGCCAGAGCCUGAACCUCAGCCAGAGCCUGAACCUCAACCAGAGCCUGAACCAGAACCCGAACCUCAGCCUGAGCCAGAACCAGAACCCGAACCUCAGCCAGAGCCAGAGCCUGAACCUCAGCCAGAGCCUGAACCUCAACCAGAGCCUGAACCAGAACCCGAACCUCAGCCUGAGCCAGAACCAGAACCACAGCCAGAGCCGGAACCAGAACCCGAACCUCAGCCAGAGCCGGAGCCUGAACCUCAGCCUGAGCCAGAACCAGAACCCGAACCUCAGCCAGAGCCUGAACCUCAGCCAGAGCCUGAGCCGGAACCAGAACCCGAACCUCAGCCAGAGCCGGAGCCUGAACCCCAGCCUGAGCCUGAACCAGAACCCGAACCCCAGCCAGAGCCAGAGCCUGAACCUGAGCCAGAGCCUGAGCCUGAACCGGAACCACAGCCAGAGCCGGAACCAGAACCCGAACCUCAGCCAGAGCCGGAGCCUGAACCUCAGCCUGAGCCAGAACCAGAACCCGAACCUCAGCCAGAGCCUGAACCUCAGCCAGAGCCUGAGCCGGAACCAGAACCCGAACCUCAGCCAGAGCCGGAGCCUGAACCCCAGCCUGAGCCUGAACCAGAACCCGAACCCCAGCCAGAGCCAGAGCCUGAACCUGAGCCAGAGCCUGAGCCUGAACCGGAACCACAACCUGAACCGGAACCCGAACCACAGCCAGAACCGGAACCUGAACCCGAACCACAGCCAGAGCCUGAGCCUGAACCGGAACCACAACCUGAACCGGAACCCGAACCACAGCCAGAGCCGGAACCUGAACCCGAACCUCAGCCAGAGCCUGAGCCUGAACCGGAACCACAACCUGAACCGGAACCCGAGCCACAACCUGAACCUGAACCUCAUCCAGAGCCGGAACCUGAACCCGAACCUCAGCCAGAGCCUGAACCGGAACCCGAACCACAGCCAGAGCCUGAGCCUGAACCUCAGCCAGAGCCAGAGCCUGAACCUCAGCCAGAGCCUGAGCCACAACCAGAGGAAUCAACUAACAACGAAAAAACAAGCUUUUGGAAUCCCAUGACCAUAUCGUUGGUAGCUGUGGGGUCCUGUGUAGUGGUGUUAGUGUUAAUAGUAGGAGCAUAUCACAUAGGUAAAAUAAGAGGUCUAGAAAAUAACCACGUUUUAAUUGAUGAUAUAAGACCCAGGAGAAUGAUUCCCCGUAUAAGAAAUACUCGUCGCAAUUCCUUGAUUUAUGAUUAUGUAUAAAAAUUCUAUUGUGAAUACUGGAAUGUAUUUUAUUCUCAUAAUAAUUCCAUUCUUUAACAACUAGUGCUUAGUAUAACUGAUUAACUGCAAAAAAGAAAUAAAAAAAACAAUCUCAAGAACAAGAUGA
Molecule: messenger RNA, 5403 nt
Organism: Vanessa atalanta (red admiral)
Lineage: Eukaryota; Metazoa; Arthropoda; Insecta; Lepidoptera; Nymphalidae
Product: titin-like
Exons: 3
Coding region: 9-5276 (1755 amino acids)
Source: RefSeq, a predicted model, not a curated record